Molecule: messenger RNA, 489 nt
Organism: Neoarthrinium moseri
Lineage: Eukaryota; Fungi; Ascomycota; Sordariomycetes; Amphisphaeriales; Apiosporaceae
Exons: 2
Coding region: 1-489 (162 amino acids)
Source: RefSeq, a predicted model, not a curated record
AUGCUUUUAUCAACGACCCGGCUUCUGGCGGCUGCUCUUACUUUGAGCACCUCCGCCCUCGCCGCUAUCUCAGGACCCUUCUUUCUUACCAUUGUGCCCGAAGAUGGGUCGGCCCCCUACCCAGCAACCGUAGCGACGGUAUCCCGCGGUGCACAAAUCUUGUCCUCGGCACUUGAAUACGAGCAGCAGUUCACAUUCAACAGCUCCUCUGGGCGCAUCUUCAAGGCCGAUGAGCCGACCAAUGGCAAUGGCCCGCUUAACUCGGGUUCGGUCUUGCUAUUCAAUAGCCAGGGUGGCUCUGGCUCUGCCUUUGAGCAAGUCACCGUGAAAGGUGCCGUCUACCUUGUGAAAAAGGGGACAGGGGCCAAGAGCAUCCACUCAUGGUGGAGCAUCCCUACCACCACAGGCCUCCCGGUUCAAGUUGAAUACCAGGGAGUUAGCUCUGACGAUACCAAUGCCGCAAUUAGGAUUGACAUUGAGGCGCCCUAG